Molecule: messenger RNA, 4249 nt
Organism: Morone saxatilis (striped sea-bass)
Lineage: Eukaryota; Metazoa; Chordata; Actinopteri; Moronidae
Gene: smc1b
Product: structural maintenance of chromosomes 1B
Biological process (GO): sister chromatid cohesion
Cellular component (GO): chromosome; cohesin complex; nucleus
Molecular function (GO): ATP binding; ATP hydrolysis activity; protein binding
Source: RefSeq, a predicted model, not a curated record
UCAACAUCCUGUCCGCUGAAGUUAGCAGAACUGAAGCAUCAAGUUUCUUGACUCACCAUAGCAGAUUAAAAUGGGGUAUCUGAAACAGAUUGACAUUGAAAACUUUAAGUCAUGGCGAGGGAAACAGGUCAUCGGCCCGUUCCUGCGAUUUAAUUGUGUAAUUGGCACAAAUGGCUCCGGCAAGUCCAAUUUAAUGGAUGCCGUGAGCUUCGCCGUUGGGGAGCGGGUCGCCAGUCUCCGGGUGAAGCGCCUCCGGGACCUGAUACACGGAGCUCACAUCGGGCAGCCGGUGCCGGACACCGCCCGCGUCUCCAUGCGGUACUGCGACGACGACGACCAGGAGACCGUCUUCUGCCGGAGCAUUUUGGGUGACAACUCUGAGUAUCGCAUCAAUGGUAUACAUGUUACUCUGGCCAAAUACAUGGAGGAGCUGGAGAAGAUUGGCAUUGUGACCAAAGCUCGAAACUGUCUGGUGUACCAGGGGGCAGUGGAGUCCAUAGCUUUGAACGACCCGAAAGAGAGGACCAAGAUGUUGGAGUGCAUUUGUCAGUCGAAAGAGUAUGCUGUAGAGUAUGACGUGAAGAAAAAGGCCCUGCUGAAUGCCAAAGAGGACACACAGUUUCACUUCAACAAGAAGAAAUCUGCUAUUGUCGAGAGGAAACAGGUGUCUCAGGAAAAAGUAGAGGCCCAGAGGUACCAGGUGCUGGUGGAUGACCUUCACCAAAAGCGGCUGAAGCUGAGCCUGGCUGAGCUCUACUAUAAUGAAAAGAGCAUCAGCACCCUCAGAGACACCCUGAGGGAGAAACAACAGGCAGCAACUGUCCAGAACCAUAAACUAGUGAAAGGGGAGCAGACGGUCAAAACCAACAAGAAGGAACAUGGACGCCUCACCAGAGAGAAGCAGCAAAUAGAGAAGGAGAUCCGUGCCCAGGAACAUAUGCAGUCCCAGUGUCAGACCCAGUACAUCAAAGCCAAGGUAAACACCUCCCAUCACAUGAAGAAGGCUGAGGAGGCCCGUAAUGCUCUGAAGAAGAAUCAGAAGCUGAUGGCUAUUAAACAGCAGGAGCUGGCAGAGGGACAGCGAGAGAUCGCUGAGCUAGAGAGAACCUGGAGAAGCUUUGAAAAGCAGGUACAGGAGAAGGGUGCCUCCCGUGGGAGAGACAUCCAACUGGAUGAGGAUCAGCUAGAGCGAUACAAAGAGCUGAAGGAGCUGGCCCGAAAACAGGGCGCCGUCCUUAGCCAGCAGGCAGAGAAACUGCAGUGGGGGGUGAGAACCGACUAUGAGAAGAUUUCUUUCGACCAGCGCAGAAAGAUGGAAGUGGAGGCUGCCGUCAGGAACAGUCGGUCUCAGCUGGAAGAUUUGAUAAGCAGAGCAGAGAAGCUAGAGGAGUACACCAACAAAUGCAACUCAACCCUUGAAGAAUGCUGUCAGCGGGAGGAGAGCUUGAGUGCAGAGCUGCAGCAGGGCCGCCAGCGCAGCCAGGAGGUGAACCAGGAGCUGGGCCAGGUGCUAGAGGAGCUGGGGAACGCCCGUCUGGACAGCCAGGAGAGCAGAAGCCAGCUGCAGCGCAAAGAAAUGCUAGAGAAGCUCUGCAGACUCUACCCUGAAACUGUGUAUGGUCGUCUGGUUGACCUCUGCAGCCCCAUCCAUAAGAAGUACCAGCUGGCUGUUAUCAAGGUGUUUGGUCCCUACAUGAACGCCAUUGUAGUAGCCACGGAGAAGGUGGCCCGCGACUGUAUCUGUUUCAUCAAGGAGGAACGAGCCGACCGCGAGACCUUCCUGCCCAUCAACUACUUGGAUGUGAGUCCUCUGAAUGAGCGACUGAGGGAGUUGCCCGCUGCCAAGAUGGUGGUAGAUGUUGUUCAAGUUAACAGCGGCCCAGGUGCUGCUCAGCUGAGGAAAGUGGUGCAGUUUGUCUGUGGCAAUGCCUUGGUGUGUGAGACCCUCAAAGAAGCAAGGAGUAUGGCCUUCGACAGGCAGCCGCGCAUUAAGACAGUAUCUCUGGACGGGACGCUGUUUUCAAAGUCAGGCGUGAUCUCUGGAGGCUCCAGUGACUUGCGGACCAAAGCUCGUUGCUGGGACGAGAAGGACAUGAAGCGGCUUAAGGAACGCAAGGACCAGCUGACAGCAGAGUUGCGCGAUUUGAUGAGGCUGAAGCGGAAGGAGGCUGACCUGAGUCAGAUCAUUGCUCAGGGUCAGGGUGCAAAGACCCGCCUCAAAUACUCCAAAACUGAGCUGGAAAACCUUCGCAAGAAAAACAUCCUUAAAUGCCAAGCGGAGAUUUCUCGUAUGGAGAGUGAAUUAGCAAACCUAGACUCUCAGAUCCAGAUGCAGCAGGAGAGUGUGGAGGUGAAGGAUGCAGAGAUGAGGAAGAUAAGAGACCAGAUCGACCAGGCUGGAGUUUGAGAGUCAGUGCGCUCACUUGAAUGCAAAUCUGGAGUACGAGCAAAACCAACUGGAGCAGCAGAAAAGGAAGCUCUGCAAAAUGGAGGAAACCAUUGACAAGGAGGAGAAAAUCAUUGCUGUGCAGAAGAAGGAGGAGGAGAAGCUGCUGGAGGCGGUGGAGGAGAGUCAGAACAAACUGUUGGAGCUGAACAACCAGCUGCUGUCUAAGAAGAGCCAGGUGACUGCUGCCAAAGCUGAGCUGGACCAGGAAAUUCAGAGCGUCCAAGAAAUAAACAAAGAGUUUUUGAAACUUCAGCAAAAGGUGGCGUCUGCAGAGGCGGCUUUGGAGCAGAAACGCAUGGCCAGACACAACUUACUGUUGGCCUGCAAGAUCCAGAGUCUGCCCAUCACUCUGCUGUCAGGAAACCUGAAUGAAAUCAGUGAGGUGCAGAUUGACACAGAAUCUGAAAGCACUUCAGCCACCAUGGACAUCUACGAGAGAGAGGCACAACUUAUCAUCGACUACUCCGACCUGGAGGCAGAAAUCAGAAGUCUACAGGCAGAGGAGGAAAUGGACGCCUACUUGGAGAGACUGAAAGAGUCACUGUCCUCUAUAGAGGGAGUACUGCAUCGCACCACUGCCCCUAACCUGAAAGCUCUGGAGAAGAUGAGGGAGGUGAAGGACAAGUUACAGGGAGUGACAGAAGCCUUUGAUGCCAGCACCCGAGCAGCCAGAAAAUGCAAUCAGGAGUUUGAACGAAUCAAAUCCCAGCGCCUCCACCUCUUCAACAAGUGCUUUGAACACGUGUCCGUCGUAAUCAAUGAGAUCUAUAAAAGAAUGUGCAGGAACAGCAGUGCCCAGGCCAUUCUGACCGCAGAGAAUCCAGACGAGCCGUACCUCGGCGGCAUCAACUACAGCUGCGUGGCGCCAGGGAAACGCUACAUGUCUAUGGACAAUCUGUCGGGUGGAGAAAAGGCCAUCGCUGCCCUGGCCAUGGUGUUUGCCAUCCACAGCUUCCGCCCUGCUCCCUUCCUCAUCUUGGACGAGGUAGAUGCUGCCCUGGACAACACUAACAUUGGCAAGGUGACCAGUUACAUCAGAGAUGAGUCCAGGGACAACAUGCAGAUCAUUGUCAUCUCCCUGAAGGAGGAGUUUUACUCUAAGGCUGAGGCUUUGCUGGGAGUUUACUCACAUUUUGAUGAAUGCAUGUUCAGCCGCAUUCUGACCCUGGACCUGCGACCCUACCCUCUGCUUGAAGAGGACAAUGGGAAACCAGUAGACAAGUAGAAGACGGGAUUCAUGUAGCGUUGAAUCAACUGCAUGACCCCUCUGCAUGUGUGUCUCUUACACUUUUGUUCAUUGACUGUAUCAGUGGUUCUGUGUUUUCAUCUUUUGACAAGGUGUACAGAUAAAUAAGUUGAUCUUAAACACCAAAUGAUCAUUUCUGUGUUCAGUUGAGGCUUUUACUGAAGUAUUUUGUAAUUCAUGGGAGUGGUUUCCUGGCCUAACAGGUAAAGCCUCUAUAUAUUUAGCCUUUACUGGAUAAGUGAGACAGUCGAGGAUGUGGUUCUGUGUUUAUAUUCCCCUACAUGUGAAAAUGUGGUCGACAACAAGACCCACAAAUAUGGCCUUAAAUACAUCGAUGCUGCUCUUAUGGAUUACAACAUUUAAGUGGUUAGAUAUCAAAUACAACAUUAAAAGAGAGCUUGGUUCAGGUUUCUAAAAUGUUCUUGUUUAUCCUUCAGGAUGUCCAGUGUUAUUCAAAGCUGAUGAAUGUUGAGUGUAUUACUAACUUGUUUUUUUUUAUCAUUUUGUAGUUAGGUUAUGCUUACCAGAUUUAAAGUUACAUUCAAUCUACAGAA